Solanum dulcamara is the source of this 849-nucleotide messenger RNA. RefSeq names its product mitochondrial import inner membrane translocase subunit TIM22-3-like. Gene Ontology annotation, cellular component: chloroplast envelope; TIM22 mitochondrial import inner membrane insertion complex. The record is from RefSeq and is a predicted model, not a curated record. The transcript has 5 exons. Gene Ontology annotation, molecular function: transmembrane protein transporter activity. NCBI's taxonomy places the organism in Eukaryota, Viridiplantae, Streptophyta, Magnoliopsida, Solanales, Solanaceae. The coding region runs from base 73 to 702 and encodes 209 amino acids. Gene Ontology annotation, biological process: protein insertion into mitochondrial inner membrane; protein targeting to chloroplast.
AUGUAAAAUCCGCAAAAAUAUCUAAAACUUUUAGAUUGACAAAACUUAGGGUUUAGCGCUUGAUAAUUGAGAAUGGCGACGCCGGCGACUUCACCGAACUCCGAAUCCGAUUCCGACAUCGAAACAAGCCCGGCGAAGAACCGGACGCCCGGCCCGAAUCCUCAAUUCACAUCUGAUGCGUUAACCACAGCAAUUCCGUCUAGUCCUGUCGUAUGCCUCCUAAGGUUCGCCGGUGACUCUGCCGCUGGCGCUUUCAUGGGCUCCAUUUUCGGCUAUGGCUCAGGAUUGAUAAAGAAGAAAGGCUUUAAAGGAUCCUUUGGGGAAGCAGGAGCUUCAGCAAAGACUUUUGCAGUUUUAUCAGGUGUUCAUAGUUUAGUUGUCUGUUUCUUGAAGAGAUUACGGGGAAAAGAUGAUGUUAUCAAUGCUGGAGUAGCUGGAUGUUGCACUGGUCUUGCCCUAAGUUUUCCAGGUGCACCACAGGCGCUAUUACAGAGUUGUCUCACAUUUGGGGCAUUUUCGUUCAUCAUCGAAGGUCUUAACAAGCAGCAACCUGCAUUAGCACUUACAUCGUACAUGAAUGUCAAAAGUAGGCAGCAAUAUGGUGUGCUUGCUCCUUUAUCACUACCUCUACCAAAUGAGCUCAAGGAAUCCUUUUCAUUCUUCUGCCAGUCCCUUAAAAAUCGUCGACAUGUUUCUGGUUAGACAGUGAAGAAAUGCAACAAAAUGUGGUUGAAUUGGCAUGAUUAUCAAGUUUUGUAAAUUGUAAUCGACUUUCUUUUAUUUUGCAUUAUGAGUUGUGAUUCGUGACUUUCUUUUAUUAAUAUGCAAUCUAGAUAAUUUUCCCAGGGA